ACUAUAAAAAAAUGCAAAUAUGUUCAUAUCUAGACACAUAUGUGCAUGCACAAUGUUAUGUUAUGUUAUGUUAUAUUAACGCGCACGUACUUCCUCAAAUAGAAUUAUACAGUCAUACAAUCCAAUAGAGGAGAUCGCCAUUUGGCGAUUGGCGUUUGCUUGCUGCUACACUCACUCUCUGUUCUGAUCUGAUCUGAUCGAUCCAAUCUCUCUGCAUUUCCAAAUUCCAGCUCCAGAUGAUGGUCUAAUUCCAAUGACCUGAUCGGCAUACAAUAGUGGUCUUUGCACUCGACGGUGAAGCUGUACGAUGGUAAGAUAAGGUAACUGGGCAGUAAUUUGAGAUACUGGCACGUUGCCUUCAAUCUAGAUGAAGACAACUUGUCCAUGGCAGCUAAAUGUAAAAGAUUUUCGUAUCAUGUCUGGUUUAAGAAAGCGCCCGCAUCUGAAGAGGCCGUUGUGGAUUAUUAUAUUGGUAACUUUUGUGAUCAUAGUCUUGAUUACUGCCUAUGUUUCUCCUCUAUCAAGUUCGACAGCCUGCUAUUUCUUUUCAUCUGGAGAUUGUACUUUGUACCAGUCACCAUCAUUUCCUGCUAGGGAAUUGAGUGAUGAAGAGACAAUAUCUCAGGUUGUAAUUAAGGAAAUCCUCAACACUCCUCCUAUCCAAUCGGCGGAUUCAAAAAUUGCUUUCCUGUUUUUGACUCCAGGGACACUACCUUUUGAGCUACUGUGGGAUAAGUUCUUUCGCGGCCAUGAGGGCAGAUUCUCUGUAUAUGUACAUGCUUCCAGAGAAAAACCAGGACACACAAGUCAAUAUUUUAUUGGUCGGGACAUUCACAGUGAAAACGUGGAUUGGGGGAAAAUUUCCAUGGUUGAUGCUGAGAGGAGACUGUUGGCACAUGCACUUUUAGACCCUGAUAACCUGCAGUUUGUGUUGCUGUCAGAUAGCUGCGUACCACUACACAAUUUCGACUACGUCUACAACUAUCUGAUGCACACUAAUGUCAGCUUUAUUGACUGUUUUGUGGAUCUGGGUCCACAUGGAACUGGGAGGUAUUCAGAGCGUAUGAUGCCCGAAGUUGAAAAGGCUGCUUUCAGGAAAGGUUCACAGUGGUUCUCCAUGAAGCGGCAGCAUGCUAUAAUAAUUAUGGCUGACAGCCUUUAUUACACAAAAUUUCGGCUUUAUUGCAAGCCAAAUUUUGAAGGGCGCAAUUGCUAUGCAGACGAGCAUUACUUGCCAACCUUUUUUAAUAUGAUUGAUCCUGGUGGAAUCGCAAAUCGGUCAGUGACAUAUGUGGACUGGUCUGAAGGGAAGUGGCAUCCUAGAUCAUUUAGGGCUGAAGAUAUUUCAUUUGAGUUCCUCAAGAACCUUUCGUCUAUUGAUGACGGCAUACAUAUCACAAGUGAUCCAAAGAGGAGAGUCUUUUAUGGGCCAUGCUUGUGGAAUAAUGUGAAGAGACCCUGUUAUUUAUUUGCAAGAAAGUUCUAUCCAGACACCUUAAACAGAUUGUUGAUCAAUUUCUCUAAUUAUACAGCGUUAUAAGCUUCGGCUUUCCACCUUUGGCCUUGGCUUUUCUGGUAAUGUUAUUAUUCUUUCUCUGGGUUGCUGGGAUGAGAUGAAAUUUCAUUCAGCCAAAUACCCCCACUCCCACGCUUCCCAUUGUUAAUUAAUUAAGACAAAGUCCCCCAUAGUUUUCAAUAUUUCAAUGGUAAAUUUUGAUUUUAUUAUUUAUAUCUAUGCUUAAUUAUAUUAUCAUAUAUAAAUUACAUUAAUUGUUUGUUUUA
Molecule: messenger RNA, 1782 nt
Organism: Gossypium raimondii (Peruvian cotton)
Lineage: Eukaryota; Viridiplantae; Streptophyta; Magnoliopsida; Malvales; Malvaceae
Exons: 11
Coding region: 368-1540 (390 amino acids)
Cellular component (GO): membrane
Molecular function (GO): glycosyltransferase activity
Source: RefSeq, a predicted model, not a curated record